Molecule: messenger RNA, 2565 nt
Organism: Elgaria multicarinata webbii
Lineage: Eukaryota; Metazoa; Chordata; Lepidosauria; Squamata; Anguidae
Gene: LOXL4
Product: lysyl oxidase like 4
Exons: 13
Coding region: 287-2245 (652 amino acids)
Biological process (GO): peptidyl-lysine oxidation; collagen fibril organization
Cellular component (GO): membrane
Molecular function (GO): copper ion binding; protein-lysine 6-oxidase activity
Source: RefSeq, a predicted model, not a curated record
GGGGAAAUUAGGCUGUGACAGCAGCCCAUGGAAAGAACCACCAGGGUUCUUCCAGAUGAGGUUUUUCUUGUGCAAUUGCACUGCGUCAUUCAUGAAAGUGUACAGGGAGUGCAGGCAAUGCGAUUUUCAACUUGUACCCCUCCUGUGCUUUCCUGGAAAACCUGUGUUAACACAGAUAAAAUAUCUGCAGAGUGCCUUUUGACUGUUAGCUUCCCACCAUCUGGAAGCACCCCAGGGUUCCUAGUUCUGACUGUGUGUAUCCACAGGCCCCAUCUGGCUGGACAACAUGCGCUGCUCUGGCACUGAAAGUUCCCUGGCUGAAUGCGGAUCCAAUGGCUGGGGUGUGACCGACUGCAACCACAACGAGGACAGUGGUGUGGAAUGCACAGGACCGCGCCGAACCAGCCAGACUGCUUCACUCAUCCAGCUCCAGGGCUCAAAAGUGGAAGAAGUCCGGAUCAAGCCAAUCCUGGCCCGGGCUAAGUUGAAUUCCCCCAUCACAGAAGGUGCUGUGGAGGUGAAGCUCCAGGGACGCUGGCGCCAGGUGUGUGACGCUGGCUGGACUCGCAACAACACCCGAGUGGUGUGUGGGAUGCUGGGCUUCCCUCGUGAAGGACGGGUUGCCACAGGGUUCUACAGGAAACUCUGGAACCAGAAGCUGAAGGAUCCGAGAUCCAGCUUGAAGAGCCUGAGUGAGAAGAACAUCUUCUGGAUCCACCGGAUCAAAUGCCUGGGCACUGAGGCCCACCUGGGUGAAUGCAAGUUGCACGUGGCCCCAAAGGCAAAAAAUCAACCUGCGUGUCCCCGUGGCAUGCAUGCCCUGGUCAGCUGCAUAGCAGGCCCAGAGUUCCAGCCCAAGAAAGCCAAGCUGCCAGGCAAGGCCAAGGCCAAAGAGGAAGCCCAGGUGCGUCUUCGUGCAGGUGCCCACAUAGGCGAGGGCCGUGUAGAAGUGCUAGUCGGUGGCCAGUGGGGCACUGUAUGUGGUGAUGGCUGGGACCUGCCUGCUGCCAGUGUAGUGUGUCGACAGCUGGGAUAUGGCACGGCCCGAGAAGCUCUGUUGGGGGCCCAACUGGGCCAAGGUCUGGGUCCCAUCCACUGGACCAGAGUGCGAUGCAGGGGCUAUGAGCGCUCAUUGGCAGACUGCAGCUUCCAAGAAGCAACACAGACCGGGUGCCGGCAUGAUGCUGAUGCAGCUGUUCGCUGUAAUGUGCCCCAAACAGAUGCUUCCCACCAGGUACGUCUGGCUGGUGGGCGCAGCCCAGAUGAAGGUGUGGUCGAAGUCCUGAUGUCCAGGGGAAGUACUACACGCUGGGGUGCCGUGUGUGGGGAACACUGGGGACUCAAGGAGGCCAUGGUUGUGUGUCGGCAAUUGGGGCUUGGUUUUGCUAGCCAUGCUCUCCAGGAGACCUGGUACUGGCAAGGCAACUCAGAUGCUGCCGAGGUGGUGCUGAGUGGCGUGCGUUGUAAAGGCACAGAACUCUCCGUCCUGCACUGCCAGCACCAUGGGCCUGUCCACUGCCCGACUGGAGGGGGCCGUUUUGCUGCAGGAGUCACCUGCACCAGCACUGCCUCAGAUCUGGUGAUAAAUGCCCAAAUGGUACAGGAAACGGCUUAUCUAGAGGACCGCCCACUGAACAUCCUGUACUGCGCCCACGAGGAAGGCUGCCUUUCUGCCUCUGCUGAUCACAUGCAGUGGCCCGAGGGCCACCGGCGCCUGCUGCGCUUUUCUUCCCAGAUCCACAACCUGGGUCGGGCCGACUUCCUCCCCAAAACUGGCCGCCAUGCGUGGAUCUGGCACCAGUGCCAUAGACACUACCAUAGCAUUGAGGUUUUCACCCACUACGACUUAUUGACACUCAAUGGCUCCAAGGUGGCUGAAGGUCACAAGGCCAGCUUCUGUCUGGAGGACACCAACUGCCCAGAGGGAAUGCAGCGGCGUUUUGCUUGUGCUAAUUUUGGAGAGCAGGGUGUCACUGCAGGAUGCUGGGACACAUACAGACAUGACAUUGACUGCCAGUGGGUGGACAUCACGGACGUGCCGGCUGGGAGUUACACCUUCCAGGUGAUUGUGAACCCUAAGCAUGAAGUAGCAGAGUCAGAUUUCUCCAACAAUAUCCUUCGCUGCCAAUGUCAGUAUGACGGACACCGCAUCUGGAUGCAUGGCUGCCACACAGGUGAUGAAUAUGGUGCCAACAUCGAAUGGGACGAGGAGGCACAGCAGAGACUGACCAGCAACCUAGUCUGAGCCAAACGCCCCACAAGGAAUGAGGGUGCUCAGGGCUUCCUGCGCCCAAAUUUGCUCAAGGCUCAGAGCCACCUGAGAAGGGCAACUGAAGAGCCGCAGCAGGCACUGGCGGGUGCAAGAAUGACAAGACUGCUGGCAAGUUCCCCUCUAUGCCCCCCUCUGCCUUGGGAUUGCAGCGACCGCAGCGCCUUCCAAGCCCGCGUGGCCCUGUGCUGGCUGUCGCCCCUUUUGACUGCUUAUCAUGGCCCGGCCUGCCUGGUCUGUUUUCCAUCUGGAUUGAGAUUGGUGGCUAUGGACAGAUGAGGGGCUGAAAUGAGUUG